GGAGGGGCGAGAGGGAAUCCCAGGGAACAUUAGAGAUAUCGCAUUAUUGCUUUUCGCUUUGGUCGCUGCAUCUGUUUCCCAAGAAGUUAAGAUGAAAAAAAAAAAAAAAACUGGGAAUGAAUGAAAGAAGAGAGUGAACUGAAUAUGUGUUUGUAGGAGGAGGCGCUAAAUGUGUACGGGAGAAAACAAGCAGAGCUGCAGCGAAUCAGCAGCAGCCCAGCGGAGGAGCUCAGUGAGAGCAAGCAGUGAAGCUCCUAUACGAUGCUUUCUUAAUGAGUUAGAACUGUUUUCGCUUUGGACAUGUCGCUCUUUGUGUUCAGAGGUGAAGACUCGCUGGCACAUCGUUGGCUCUGAUAAAAGAAAAGCGGAUGAACUUUGAUUCGGACGAUCCUACGUGAAAACUGGGUGUUUAUUGUGAGGGGACCGUGGAGGCCUUUCUGACGCCCAGCUGGACAGCACCAAAGCCCGCAGACCUUCUGGCAAGAUGUCAAGGAUGCUCCGAGAACAGAAGGAUCUCUGAGCGCGUAGAGGGCAGCGUGUCAGUCUGCAGAAAGGAGACAGGGCGCAGAUCGCAAACUAAGCCGAAGGGGUCUGCAUUGUCGCUUUGUUAGGAGAGAUUUGUUUUCUACUAGAGACAGAGAGAGAAUGGCAUCGCUUGAUAUGUGCGUGUACCCGCGGAUUUCCUCUACGUGACCCUGGUCUCGUUCGGAGUGCGUCAGGACUCCCCCGCCGUUGGUUCGGGCAGAUCGGAUGCUGACGCCCUGCUUUCUCAAAGAAACAUAUCAGUUAAGGGUCAAAGGAUUGAUUUAGUAAGGUGAACCCCUGCUCAUUUCAUUUCGCCAUGGAUGACUCGGGAAUAAUAAGGCGUCGCAGGCUGCAGGACUUGCCGCUGCCUCGCAAAAACAGCAGUUGCCGCACGACCAACAGGAAGAGUCUGAUCCUGACGACCACUUCUCCCACAUUGCCUCGCCCUCACUCCCCCCUUCCCCUCCCAGGACACCUCGGAAGCAGCCCACUGGACAGCCCCAGAAACUUCUCCCCAGGCAACCCUGCACACUUCUCAUUCGCCUCCUCUAGAAGAGCGGAUGGGAGGAGAUGGUCUUUAGCAUCUUUACCCUCCUCUGGAUAUGGCACUAACACUCCCAGCUCAACGGUAAGAACCUUUUCUCUUACCUAAUUCAUUACAUUAGCAUUUCAGCCAUCAUGGCGCAUGUUACACUGUCUCUCUAAGUCUUUUGUAUCAACCGUUUCAUUAGCUCGUUCACAUAGAAGAUCACCCUACACAAUGCAUCCCAUUUUUACCUCUUACAGCCCGGGACGCUCUUCCUCCUGCUAUGACAAUGAGAUCGUCAUGAUGAACCAUGUGUACAAAGAACGUUUUCCAAAGGCCACAGCACAGAUGGAGGAGAGGCUGGCUGAGUUCACCCAGGCCUUCUCAUCCGAGAGAGAUCUUCCACUGGCCGACGGAGUCCUCAGCUUCAUCCAUCAUCAGAUAGCUGAGCUGGCCAGAGACUGCUUGGCCAAAUCACGCGAGGGCCUCAUCACUUCUGUCUAUUUCUUUGAACUACAGGAGAAUCUUGAGAAGCUGCUUCAUGACGCCUUUAAGCGCUCUGAAAGCUCUGAAGUAGCCUUUGUCACAGAGCUGGUGAAAAAGCUUCUAAUCAUCAUUUCCCGACCUGCGAGGCUCUUAGAGUGUCUGGAGUUUAAUCCAGAGGAGUUUUACCAUCUACUGGAAGCAGCAGAGGACCAUGCCAAGGAGGGUCAUCUUAUGAAAACUGACAUUCCACGUUACAUCAUCAGCCAGCUGGGACUGACAAGAGAUCCAAUAGAAGAUAUGGUGAACCUGGAAAGUUACGACAGUGAGGGACCAUUAACACCUGAAACAGACGACUCGACAGAGGGAAAGAUCAGAUCAAUAAAACCACCAGGAGAAGCAGACUUCCAGACCAUCAAGCUGAUCAGUAACGGAGCAUAUGGGGCUGUGUACUUGGUGCGUCAUUUGGAGACACGCCAACGGUUUGCCAUGAAGAAGAUCAACAAGCAAAACCUGAUCCUGAGGAACCAAAUCCAGCAAGCCUUUGUGGAAAGGGACAUACUCACUUUUGCAGAAAAUCCCUUUGUUGUUUCCAUGUUCUGUUCCUUCGAAACCCGCCGUCACCUCUGCAUGGUCAUGGAGUACGUGGAAGGAGGGGACUGUGCCACUUUGCUGAAAAAUAUUGGGGCUCUGCCUGUGGAAAUGACACGCAUGUACUUUGCAGAGACUGUCCUUGCACUGGAGUACCUACACAACUAUGGCAUCGUGCAUCGAGACCUGAAGCCUGACAACCUCCUAAUAACGUCAAUGGGACACAUCAAACUGACUGACUUUGGUCUGUCUAAGAUAGGACUGAUGAGUCUGACCACCAACUUGUAUGAAGGACACAUAGAAAAGGAUACACGGGAGUUUUUGGAUAAACAGGUGUGUGGAACUCCAGAGUAUAUUGCUCCGGAGGUGAUUCUCCGUCAGGGUUAUGGGAAGCCAGUGGACUGGUGGGCUAUGGGCAUCAUCCUGUAUGAGUUUCUGGUUGGUUGUGUGCCUUUCUUUGGAGAUACUCCAGAGGAGCUCUUUGGACAAGUCAUCACAGAUGACAUAGUGUGGCCAGAAGGAGACGAGGCUCUUCCUGUGGAUGCCCAGCACCUGAUCUCCUCUCUGCUGCAGACAAACCCUCUGGUGCGACUGGGCACAGGUGGUGCUUUUGAAGUCAAGCAGCACUCGUUCUUUGCAGAGGUGGACUGGAACAGCCUGUUGAGACAGAAAGCAGAGUUCAUCCCUCAUCUAGAGUCAGAAGAAGACACCAGUUAUUUUGACACCCGGUCUGAGCGCUACCAUCACGUGCAGUCAUACGACGAAGACAACACCAACGACGAUGAACCAGUGGAGAUCCAUCGCUUCUCAUCCUGCUCCCCUCGCUUCAGCAAGGUGUAUAGCAGUAUGGAGCAUCUGUCCCAGCUGGAGCAUAAAGCCCACACUGUGACUCUACGAGAGCAUAAGGUCCCCCGAGAGGACCGGGUAACCAAGAGAGAAAGCUUGGGAAGUGUCACCCUACGAGAAAAGAACUGGAGGACAAGUUCACCAGAAAUGAAACGACUGUCCUGCUCAGAGUCCUUCUUCACUGAAAGUGACUCUAGCCCACCGUCUGGGGCCCGCCGGCGCUUCUCCGCCCUGAUGGACAUGAGCCGCUUUGCCUCACCUCAGGAGCUGGAAAUCGAGCCGCCUGGUCUAGGUAAGCAGCCUCCUGUUAAGACCAGAGGCGCUUCCCUGGAAGGAGCUGUCCCCUCUCAUGGAGACCUAAGAACGUUCUUUAAAGAUGGUAAUAGCCACACAGCAGCAGACAAGCUUUUGAGACCUGCUGAAGCAUCAUUGCCACUGCCAGGCAGUCUGGGACUUCAUGAUCUCCAGGGGCCCCGUGGGGCCACUACAGACCUGGUGUUGCGGAGGGUCCGACACCAGCAGCUCUCGUCUGAAGGAGAUAAGAGUAACUCACGACCAGGAACUAAAGUCAUAAAAUCUGCUUCAGCUACUGCUUUGUCGGUCAUCAUUCCAGCAGUGGAGCAACAUGGUGCCUCCCCACUGCCCAGCCCCAUGUCUCCUCGCUCCCUCUCGUCUAACCCCUCUUCCCGUGACUCCUCUCCAAGCAGAGAUUUCUGUCCCAUGGUGAAUGUCCUGCACUCUCCUAUCACCAUCCACCGCUCCGGGAAGAAGUAUGGUUUUACCCUUCGAGCGAUCCGAGUCUACAUAGGAGACAGUGAUGUUUACAGCGUGCAUCACGUGGUCUGGCAUGUUGAGGAUGGAGGUCCUGCUCAGGAGGCUGGACUGAAAGCUGAGCACCUUAUCACUCACGUAAACGGGGAGUCAGUCCAUGGUCUUGUCCAUACAGAAGUAGUGGAGCUCAUCCUGAAGAGUGAAAACAAAGUUACAGUAACAACCACUCCCUUUGAGAACACCUCCAUAAAAGUGGGUCCUGCCCGCAAGACCAGCUACAAAUGUAAAAUGGCGCGUCGCAGCAAAAGGACGGGAGUCAAGGAAGGACAAGAUAAGAAACGCAGCUCACUGUUCAGGAAAAUCACAAAGCAGUCCAACCUGCUCCACACCAGCCGGAGCCUCUCCUCCUUGAAUCGUUCACUUUCUUCUGGAGACAGUCUGCCAGGAUCCCCCACCCACAGCUUUGCUGCCCGCUCCCCCACGCAGAGUUACCGCUCAGCUCUCGAAUCCCCUUAUCUGGGUACAUCAUCCCAGAGCAGUUCUCCGGCAUCAAGCACUCCCAACUCCCCAGCGACCUCCCACCACAUGAGGCCCAGCUCCCUGCAUGGCCUGUCCCCCAAACUUCACCGGCAGUACCGCUCUGCACGCUGCAAAUCCGCUGGUAACAUCCCACUCUCCCCGCUGGCUCACACCCCGUCCCCGACCACCUCUUCCCCUCCGUCUCUUACAGGCCACACGGUGGGGAGCUCCAACACCACCCAAAUGUUUCCCGCCAAGCUGCACUCCUCACCUCCAGUUGCCCGCCCUCAUCCCAAGAGUGCUGAGCCACCUAGGUCCCCCUUGCUGCAGCGGGUACAGUCUGCAGAAAAGCUAGGUGCGCCCAUCCUACCUUCCUCCUCUUCAUCAUCUUCGUCACCUUCCCCUUUGACAGGAGGGGUGUCUUUGCGCAAGCAUAGCUUGGAGGUAUCUCAUGGGGACUACAGGAGAGAGUCCUUCCACUGUGAACACAGUCUGCAAAGUUUGCUGGAGAUAGAAGGAGAGAACGGACCUGCUCCACCCUCUCCGUCCUCGUCUUCCUCCCCUUCUCCUCCUAUGGGAGCAGAGAUUGGAGGCCUUAACCAUGUGAGGAGGCUGGGGAGGCAGGAGUCAGUGCUCAGCAGAGACACACUUGUGACAGCAAAGGAGAAAGAUGUUAUAACAUCAGCAUCUAAGCUCUCUGGGUCGCAAAAUGUAAAUGCAGUUGCCCCAGCAGAGUCUAAGACCAAUGCUGAUACAAGCAAGGCACCACUCAAAGAGGUUGCAAGGAGUAAUGGGAGUAUGAAUACAGCUGAAAUAAAGUCUAUUACUUUAUCUGCUGACAUGACAGCAGUAACUGGGAUUAAAUAUUCAAGUGCAAAGGCAUCAGCCUCAGAGGGAACAGGCUUUCAGACCAAAGCAAGUGAGAACAUUUCAUCUGCAGGUACAUCCAAGAGCCCACAACAAGACACCAAGCAGCAGAGUGCACAGACAGAAGAGGGUCAUGCUACUAAAGCUCAGGAGAAGACAGAAGAAAAAGAAAAAGGCACUGUAGCCGUAGAAAAGGUAAACUUGCAGAAAACACCAAUCACUGAGCACUGCAAGCAGCAUAAAGGCUCGGAGACCAGAGAUAAAGGAGGCAUCUUUGAAAGUGUUAGGGCAACUGAACCAUCAAAGGCCAAAGUACCUCCAUCCCCUGUUCCACCCCUGUUUCAAACAAACCCUGCACCCAGGCACAGAGCGGAGAGGUCAAUGAACAGCAGCCGUGGGACCAAAGAGGGCAAGAUGCAGAUGGACGUCCUGGAGGAAAACCCAGUAUCUCCUUCCUCAAAUGCAGCCUCUCCCUGCUCAAACAAGUCCCGGGCCAUGUCUCCAGGGGACAAGGCCAGCUUCGUCACCCAGCUCACAAGUGUAGCUAAAACAGUGCUGGGACCCAUGAAAGGAGGGUCUCAAGAGGGUGGCAAGGUGAAAGACACCUCAAAGUCAAAUGAGGAGAAGAAAGGAAGCACAGCUCUGAAAGCAGAGGCCUCAUCAACGGGGGUCCGCCGGGGGGCUCAUGGUUCCACUGUUCACUCUGACAAAGGUAACAGCCGGAGCUCUAAACAUCACUCAUGAUGCAAAAGCUUCAGAAACACUAAGACUGUCCCAUGUAAUGCCUUUAAUUGUAGCAUCAGACUGACAUAUCAUAUGAAUUUGUAUGUGGCAAAGAUAAAAAUUUCUGAACAAAAAAAACACAUCAAAAAGAAGUAGAAAAGAUGUCAGCAACGAUCAGCUACUGUUGUGAAAUGUGCACAUAGUGUCCUGAUGUAGACCUGUGUAAUACUGUAUGCUCAUUUCAACAUGUUGAGUAUAAUGUAAAAAAGUCAUAUGUCUCCAUGCAUGUCUGAUUAUAGAGAAUGACAGACUAUUUAAAAAGAUGAAAAAUAUACUGCAGACAUUGAGAUAGAAAACACUGUGAACAACCUUUCAACUUGACAAGCAGAAUUUAGACUGUGUAAAGUGGGAUUCUGUUAGAAAAAGGCGUUACUUACAUUUCAGCUCAGUUGUAGGGAAGGUAUUUAGAUGCUGUAUUUAUUUGAAGUUCAGGUACUAAAAAGUGUCACCAAGAGCGUGCGUUUUCAUGUAUGACACAAAGACGAUAACAGUGACUUGCAAAAUGCCCCUUGAGCUUUUUCUUUGUGGCACUAGAGGCAUUUAUUUUUCAAUUUUUUCCACAGUAGGUAGACAGGAAAGAGGGAAAAGAGAGGGGGAGACAUUCGGCAAAGGUCGCCAGGUCCACCAGCACCGCACCCCGCCCCUUGAGCUUUUUCAUGGCGGUUUUUGGCAGUUUUCUGCCAUCCAGGGAUUAUUUCUUUUUAGCUUUUGCUGCAUGUUUAAGAUCAUUGUCCUGCUGGAAGGUGAACCUCUGCCCCAGUCUCCAGUGUUUUUCAGCAUCAAACUGAUUUCCAUCUUCUUAUUAACUCUGAUCAGAUUCCCUGUUCCUGCUGACAAGAAAAUUCCCUCAGCAUGAUGCUACCCCCUCCAUACUUCACCAUGUUGGUGGCAACAUUAUGUAGUUUGGAUGGUGUGUUCAGAGUGAUGUGCAGUGUUAGUUUUUCCCUGAUGCAUACCAUUUUGCAUGCUGGCCAAAAAGUAGAAUUUGGUUUCAUCUGGCCAGAGCACCUUCAUCCACAUGUUGUUGUUGAAGGUUGUGUUUCCCCUCCAAAGCUUGUAGUAAAUCAAACUUGCUACUCUUUCAUAAAGGCUAGAUAAGUAGAGUGCACAACUAAUAGCUGUUUUGACAGUAGAUUUUCCCACUUGAUUUGUAAAUGUACAGCUCCUCCAGAGAUUUACAAUGGCCGUGCAGUUUGGCCCAAAAUUGUUCAUACUCCUGAGAGAUUUAGGUUUAAAUUCAUACGUUUUAUUUAGCCAACAAGUUUCUUUUAUUUGGAAGUAAUAUUCAUUUUGGACAGGUCCAGUUAGAGUCAGGGGUCAGGGUUGAAUUUGCAAGAGAAUGUGGAGGGAGCUUAAAAGAGUAGGGUGAUGGCAAGGAGACCUUCCAACCUUAAAGAGUUGGAGCUCAUCACCACAGAUAAACCAUACAUUACAAUUUGUAGUUGUAACGUCACAAAAGGUUCAAGGGGUAUUAAUGCUUUUGUAGUGCACUGUCAUUUUACACUGUUUGUUUAGGUAGUUAAUGGUGUCACGAAUAUAGUGAUUUUUCCUGUAUGAUGCGCUGAGGAUUCACCGUACACAGUAGACACUGAACCAAGAAACCAAAAUGCUUGCAGUGAUACAGUUGAAGGAUGGACCAGAUAGUUUCCCUCAGAUCUCUUAAAGGGCUGACUAAGAGUGAUUAUUAGAGGAAGUUGCACAGGGACACUAUGCAAUGGUGCUGCCAAUGCCACUUUUUUUCCUGUCUUUUUGUGUGUCCCGGGUUUCUAGGUUUACAUUGUGCUCCAGGCAAAUACAGAAAAAAAUGCAUAAAGCUAAAGUCAAGCAGACAUGUUAUUUUAUUUUAAAAGUUGUCUCUACAUAUUAUAGUGAUAUGUGCAAUUGUAUAUUUUAGACUAAAAUGUAUAUAAUAUGUUUGUUCAGAGAGAGGUAGCAAGUAAAUAUGCACAUGGAAAGUAGCACUUGGAUGAGAGUGAGAUGAGACUUCAGUUAGUCUUUUACAUUUAUGCAAAAGGACAGUUAAUUGUAUCACAUUAGGUGAAACAGGAAGUGGCAGUGUUUUUAUUUAAGGGUCAUUUGAUCAUCUUUGUUGCUGUUUUUCACAUAAAAAUGUUGAACAAUAUGCAAUCCAUCAGUGCCCAGCCCUGUAACACUGAGCAUCACUGUCUGUCAAAACAUAUUAGGCUAAAUCGAAAAGCCUGGAGCAGAGUUGUUGAGAGUACCUUAGUGGUGAAGUCUUGUUUGUUGUCUUGUGUUAUAAAUCUAUUGUCCUGAUACUAGGUAACAGCCUUGUCUGAGACUGCCACCUUGUGGACAACAUGACAUAGCACCAGAACUUUCAUGGUACACAGGAACAUUAGUAUCUGAUACCUUGAGCCCGAUGAUGUUUUUUGUGCAUAGUUUAUAGUUUUGAUGCAUAGACAAACAUGUUUACAUUCUAAUCUCUUAUGAUGUUGUAGUCCAUACAAUAAACACCAGUGUUUCAUGUGUGACCAAAUUGCACUCUGUGUUGUCUGACACACACACACGCAUAUAUAUAUAUA
Molecule: messenger RNA, 8454 nt
Organism: Girardinichthys multiradiatus
Lineage: Eukaryota; Metazoa; Chordata; Actinopteri; Cyprinodontiformes; Goodeidae
Product: microtubule-associated serine/threonine-protein kinase 1-like
Exons: 29
Biological process (GO): intracellular signal transduction; peptidyl-serine phosphorylation
Molecular function (GO): magnesium ion binding; protein serine/threonine kinase activity; ATP binding
Source: RefSeq, a predicted model, not a curated record